Messenger RNA from Leopardus geoffroyi (Geoffroy's cat), 3060 nucleotides. RefSeq names its product limb and CNS expressed 1 like (gene LIX1L). Lineage: Eukaryota; Metazoa; Chordata; Mammalia; Carnivora; Felidae. Gene Ontology annotation, cellular component: cytoplasm. Gene Ontology annotation, biological process: autophagosome maturation. The transcript is spliced from 6 exons. Bases 105 to 1118 code for a protein of 337 amino acids. The record is from RefSeq and is a predicted model, not a curated record.
UGCGGCACCGCCUCAGUCCCUGGGCUCUCGCUGGCGGGGGGUGGCUGGGACCUUCAGCUCGCCAGGCUGGCAGGGUCGGGGCCGCUGCUCCACCGGCGGACGGGAUGGAGACGAUGCGAGCACAGCGGCUGCAGCCCGGAGUGGGCACCAGCGGGAGGGGCACUCUGCGAGCGCUUCGGCCCGGAGUGACUGGGGCCGCGGCUGCCACCGCCACACCCCCGGCAGGCCCCCCGCCCGCACCGCCGCCCCCCGCGCCGCCCCCGCCGCCCCUGCUCCUGUCCGGGGCCCCGGGGCUGCCGCUGCCCCCGGGCUCCGCCGGCAGCCCAGCGGUGCUGCGGGAGGCCGUGGAGGCCGUGGUGAGGAGCUUCGCCAAGCACACGCAGGGCUAUGGCCGAGUGAAUGUGGUGGAGGCACUUCAGGAAUUCUGGCAGAUGAAGCAGUCCCGUGGGGCAGACUUGAAGAACGGGGCUCUGGUGGUUUAUGAAAUGGUUCCCUCCAACAGCCCUCCUUAUGUCUGCUACGUCACUCUGCCCGGGGGAAGUUGCUUUGGGAGCUUCCAGUUUUGCCCCACAAAAGCUGAGGCCCGGCGGAGUGCUGCAAAGAUUGCACUGAUGAAUUCUGUGUUUAAUGAACACCCUUCCCGAAGAAUCACUGAUGAGUUCAUUGAGAAGAGUGUCUCUGAGGCCCUGGCAUCUUUCAAUGGCAACAGGGAGGAAGCUGACAACCCAAACACAGGGAUUGGUGCCUUCCGAUUCAUGCUGGAAUCCAACAAGGGCAAGUCAAUGUUGGAGUUCCAGGAACUAAUGACAGUUUUUCAGCUGCUGCACUGGAAUGGCAGCCUUAAGGCCAUGAGGGAGAGACAGUGCUCUCGGCAGGAAGUGUUGGCUCAUUAUUCACACCGGGCCCUGGAUGAUGAUAUUCGCCAUCAAAUGGCAUUGGACUGGGUGAGCCGGGAGCAGAGUGUGCCAGGGGCACUGUCUAGAGAGCUGGCCUCUACUGAGCGGGAGCUGGACGAAGCUCGGCUGGCAGGCAAGGAGCUGCGCUUCCACAAGGAGAAGAAAGAUAUUCUCCUGCUGGCCGCUGGGCAGUUGGGCAAUAUGCAUUCCUCCAACUGCUAGGCGUCCAUGCACAUACUCCCCAUCCUCUCCAGGCUCUUUUUGAUAAUGUCUUUUCUAAGACUUAGUAUGAUUUCUGUACAUACUUUCUCAAUUUUAUACUUUAAAAUAUAGAUAUAUAUAUGUAUAUGUAUAAAUUCUACACUCAGAUCCCAAGUUGCUGAGAGAUCCCUUUUCUUCUAGUUUUUGGAUGUAGUUUCCUUUGAAACAUCCCCAUUCCACUUUGUAAAAAGAGCAGGCUGUCUUCAGAGCUUUGUUGGUGCUUAUACUCCCAGCUCUGUGUAGUCAUUUCAAUAGCACAAAAUGAUUGACAAAGUGUUCUUAUAAUCUAACAGGGAGUUCGAAUAAGGUCUGUGUGCCCCACCCUCACCCUCAACCUCAUUCCUGCUUUCUCUUGGACUCCAAACAGGGUACGAGUAUGAAGGCUCUGGCUUGAGUUUAUCUUGAGUUGGGCCUACUUAGUACUGAGCUGUUCCUCCAGUGACUAGACAUUUCCUUGCCUAGACUCCCCACCGACCGCUUCCCGCCACUCCCUUACUCCUCCUCUGCCUCCAAGCGGUACUUCAUUUUGAGACUUCCUUUAUUAAUUUGGAAGGAAGUAGACAGCUGCUUUCUCAUUGUUCAAAUUAUUCCUGAGAAACUUCCCAGGAAGAAGAGAGGAAUUAUAAACACAAAACUAGGUGUUUAUCACCUAAGUUGCUUCUGGGGCAUAGAUACCAUACCAGCUUCCCAGGUGUGUUCUUGCUCCAGAAGGGAUCAGCAUUGAAGCCUCUUCCAAUAUUCCCUCUUCACUCCUCUCUGCUCACCCAGCUUCACUGAGCCCUGUGUUUAAACCUUCCUGUCUGCAGAAAUGGGUAGGAGGGAAAACAUAUUUCCCGACUCUGUCUCUCCCCUUCAUGUUGCUCUUUGGAAACAUUAUUUGUCCUCUUUGGUGAGGGCCGUGUUCCUCUCUCUCCCACAAAGUUGCUGCUGUUUGCUAUCUUUGAUGUCCAUAGAUUCACAGUUGUUUUCUCUCUUUUCUUUCCUCUUCUUCCAUGUUGGUUAUUAGAGCAGGAGUUGAUCAAGAAAAUUAGUUGCGACUGGCAUUAUGGCACUUCCUAACUGGAACCCUGGGGAGACUGCAGGAGGGAAAAGAGACUACAUGAUCAACUGUGUUUUUAAGACUCUCCGCCUCCCACCCCCAAUCUCUCUCCUGGGUGAAAUAGGGGAGAAAUAUCUGGAGUACAGCUAACGCAUUCCUCUUUGGGAGAAUUUUUUAUAGGUCUCUCAAAGAUGCGUUUUCCCUUUGUUUCUAUAAACUCCUUUAUACUAUAUUAUAGUUCGGUGCACUUUCCAAAAUGUGCUUGGGACGUUUUCCUGUUUCUGCAAAAUUGGACUUUCCAUUCUAUGAUUAUACACUUUGUUUUUAGAAAUAGGUUAGGAAAUAGGCCACAAUUUGCUCUUUUGGAUCAGACAGGGAUAAGAUGAAAAUCAGCUUUUUUGCUUUUGAAAUCAUCUUGGUGAUCAGUACAUAUGGGAUCAGUGGUAAGGAAUCUAGCAACUGUUUUAGUGCUUGAAAGGGACCUCCUGGAAUUCUCCAGGUCCCAUCUCUGUAUACCACGAAGCACAUGUAGGGUAGGAGUAGAGGUUCCUAUGUUAAAUAACAGGUAUGUCUACCCAGUUUUUAUUGGUAUUUAUAAUCCAGACAUCAUAAACCCUCAUUUCUCCUAUGCUCCUUUCUCUGAGAAGUGUGAUGGGGUGUGAGUUGUGGGAAGAACUUCUCCUUUGCACCUCCUGGAUUAUUUUUCUCAAGUUAACAACCAGUUAAGAUCCCAAAGAACUGGAGAAAAAUUGUUCCCUGAUCUGUCCACUUUCAUUGUUAAAGAUUUUACUUAUCUUUUUACUACUUUCUAUGUAUUUUAUAUGUAUAAUUUUAUACAAUUAAAAAUAGAUUUUUGUCUAGUGA